GGUGUAAGACUAUAAUUCAUUCUUCACCAUCAGGUUUUCUGAUUAGACCCACCACUUCCAAUAUCUCGAAUCAUAUAUCCUUCUUCAUCAUCAUCACUCUCCUUCCUGUCUAAACAAAGAAACAAUAAUCAAAAAAGAAAAAGUUAAAAAACCAAAAAAAUCACUUUCUCCAAAAAGCACUUUUUAAAUUUCUCAUUCACCUGUCUAUAUACUACAAGCUGCUGCUUACUGCUACUGCACAAAGAAAUUUGAAAAAAAACAAAAAUGGAUGAAUCUUGGAGAAUGAGGAUGGGAUUGAACAGUCUACCAAGAAGAAGAUCAACAGAAGAAACUUCAUCGGAUCGAUUAAUGAUGACGACAAUGAGAAGAAAUAAUAACAAUAGUUCUCGGAUUAUUACAAAUGAAUCGGAAACAUCAUCAUCAACAACAACGACAACAAGUCUUGAUCCAGAAAAUUUCUGUGACGUUUUCGGAGGACCACCGAGAAGUAUAAUUUCCCGCCAAUUCUCUUCAGGAGAUUUGAUCACUGGGAAUUUAAAAACAAGUACAGAAACAUUUUACGAGGGAAUGUUCAGAUCAUCUGAAUACGUAGAUCGGUCGAAAAAUAAUGGAAAGAAGAUAUUACCUUCGAAGAAAAAGAAGAUCGACAGUGGAUUUUACGAUGAUAUCUUUGGAUCAGAUGAUGAAGAUAAAAGGAGAUCAAAGUGGAAAUCACCAUCAUCUGAAUAUUCGAAUACUAAGAAUCAGAAUUUGAAAUCGAAUUCAUCGUCGGUGUUGAGCUGGGAAGGAGAAUUGAGUCCGCUUCGUCCAUCCAUUGCUGAAGAUGAUGUUUUCUUCGAUACAUUCACGUCUACGCUCAGGCCAGUUAACAUCCCAGGUCGUCGGCUGUACACAUCUUCGAUGCUGGUUGAUGAACAACAUAAGAAAGCAUCCACCUCGGAUUAUCCAUGGAUUAGUAAUAACCAUGAGAAUCACAAUAAUCAACAUGAUUAUAUCAUGAAUAUCAGCAACAAUAAUCACAAUCACAAUAGAAUGAACUCAUCAACAAGGUUUGCAUUUUCUCAUAGUAUAUCAUCACCAGAAACAAUUAGUAUCGACCCGAACUCAUGCACAUCAAGUUCAUUCACUAGUAAUAGUGUACCGAAAGAGAACGGUAAUCCUGGAGAGUCACCAUCCUCUGUUGUUUCUUUGCAAAGAGAAUAUUAUCCAACAUUUGAUCAGAUACUAAAAAGUACUAACCGCCAUCAUUAUCAAGAUUAUAAAAUGUCUCCACAAGAAGAAGAAGACCAUGAAGAGGUGAUGAGGUCUUCUUAUGUAAUUGAGAUUAGUCCAGAAAGAAAACGAGAAACAAACAUAGAUAAAAGGGAAUCUGUAGGAAUCGAUGAAGCAAUUGCUUGGGCAAAAGAAAAGUUUCAGAGUCAAUGUGCGGAAAUAAUCCAGGAAAUAACAAAUCAUCAACAACAACAACAUCUGCAUCAAAAGAUUUCUCUGAGAAGUUUCAGUCCAGCAAAGCCAAUUACACAAAGAGAAGAUAAAUUUCUUACACGAGAGAAUGGAAUCAGAAAAUGAAGUAAUGAACAGUUGGUGAUUUUGUGUGUGCUUCUAGUUUAGUAUUACGUUUUUUGUGUAUGUUUGUUUGAAGUGUACAUGAUCACACUUGCAUGUACCAACAUUUAUGCAUCCCACUGUAUUACAAUUCAUAAACAUGUGUGAAUAUGAAAAUAAAGUUGAUGUUUUGAGAUUUUU
Molecule: messenger RNA, 1746 nt
Organism: Papaver somniferum (opium poppy)
Lineage: Eukaryota; Viridiplantae; Streptophyta; Magnoliopsida; Ranunculales; Papaveraceae
Product: probable myosin light chain kinase DDB_G0279831
Exons: 3
Coding region: 265-1569 (434 amino acids)
Source: RefSeq, a predicted model, not a curated record